CUAGCAUGUGGUCUGUUUUUGGCUGAAAUAAAACCAAUUCACACAACCUGAGUCAGUAACUAGCUCCUGCAGGCCAUAGUAACUGAUGGCGAUGGUAGUAGAUGAUGGUAGGUAAUGGUGGUAGGUGACUGUGUUGUACUGCUUGCUACAUGUCUCCCUUCUGCAUACAGCUACAUGUCAACCUUCUCCAAUACAGCUACAUGUUGCCCUUUUCCAUACAGCUACAUGUCAACCUUCUUCAUACAGCUACAUGUCAACCUUCUCCAAUACAGCUACAUGUCAACCUUCUCCAAUACAGCUACACAUCAGCCUUCUCCAUACAGCUACAUGUCAACCUUCUCCAAUGUAGCUACAUGUCACCCUUCUCCAUACAGCUACAUGUCAACCUUCUCCAAUACAGCUACAUGUCAACCUUCUUCAUACAGCUACAUGUCAACCUUUUCCAAUACAGCUACAUGUCAACCUUCUUCAUACAGCUACAUGUCAACCUUCUUCAUAUAGCUACAUUUCAACCUUCUCCAAUACAGCUACAUGUCAACCUUCUCCAAUACAGCUACAUGUCAACCUUCUCCAUACAGCUACAUGUCAACCUUCUCCAAUACAGCUACAUGUCAACCUUCUCCAUACAGCUACAUGUCAACCUUCUCCAAUGUCAACUUUCUUCAUACAACUACAUGUCAACCUUCUUCAUACAGCUACAUGUCGCCCUUCUCCAUACAACUACAUGUCAACCUUCUUCAUACAGCUACAUGUCGCCCUUCUCCAUACAACUACAUGUCAACCUUCUUCAUACAGCUACAUGUCAACCUUCUCCAGUACAGCUACAUGUCAACCUUCUUUAUACAGCUACAUAUCAACCUUCUUCAUACGGCUGCAUAUCAACCUUCUUCAUACAGCUACAUGUCAACAUUCUUCAUACAGCUACAUGUCAAUGUUCUUCAUACAGCUACAUGUCAACCUUCUUCAUACAGCUACAUGUCAACGUUCUUCAUACAGCUACAUGUCAACCUUCUUCAUACAGCUACAUGUCAACCUUCUUCAUACAGCUACAUGUCAACCUUCUUCAUACAGCUCCAGAUGAAAGAAGCUAUAAAAAUCAUAAUGUUGGGUAAGAAAAACUAUUAUUUUCAAAGAAUUAAGAAGAACUUUUUUUUUUUUAACUUACUGGGAGGUGUUAUAAACACAGCCCUGUUUUCCCCAUAUGUUAUUCAUCCCAUAAGUCGCUAAAAUCAUUAGUAGCAUCACUUUAGGAGCAUAACCCAAGAAUUAUGGACGUCUACUGUAUGUUAAAGUGUAAUAUUGGUCAGGAGUUUUCUCAUCUUUUUAAAUUCUCUUAUUAAUUGUUUCUCCACUGCCUUUUUUCUCUCCUAAACUUCUGCUUUUCAAAAUGUUAUUUAUAUUUUAGACAUAAAACAAGGCAUAAAACAAGAAUUUUAAAGCAGGAGAAGUAGUCAGCAUAUUUUUAGGAGGUAAAUAGGUAAUAAAUAUAUGAAUUUUAUGUAUAAUGUAAUGUAUUAAUGAAUUAUUGCUACACUAAUGUUAAUAAAAGUAUGUAAUCUCUAGGUACUUAAAGGAUUAUGAUUACUACGAGAGGUGCUUGACGGAGCGACAAAGAGAGGAGAACCCCAUAAAGCCACUCAAGCGAUCACGUAACACUGCCGGAUGUCUCUGCUUCACGUCCAAGAGCCGUAGGAAUGCUGAGAAACAAAACUAUCGCACAAUGACCUGGGACACCUUAAACGUGUUGCGGGCUUCUCUGAACCGGGUCAGAAAGUGGACAUCUGCCGGGUCACGAAAUUGAUAUGCAAGAUAUGCACAGACUUCUGCCAGCAUUCUUUCAGCUUCCCAAUUUUGUUAUGAGAAGUGCUGCAAAAUUCUUGAGCAACCACUGAGCAACGACGACAACAAAUUAUUUAAGUUAAACACUUCACUAAUUAUGCAGUAAAAUUUGAGUGCAUUUUAAGAUUUUCCGUGCAUUACUGAGUUAUUUUUUACAGUGUUUGUACAGAUAAACAAAUAUGCAUGUAGAUGCUUUAUAUGGAU
Molecule: messenger RNA, 2043 nt
Organism: Cherax quadricarinatus
Lineage: Eukaryota; Metazoa; Arthropoda; Malacostraca; Decapoda; Parastacidae
Source: RefSeq, a predicted model, not a curated record